GCUUAGAUGGCGAGUUAGCUAGCAAGUUAAACUGCCUUGUACAGAUUUAUUGUGCAGUGACAAUUGCAAAGAUUUCAAGUUAUGUAGCUGGCUAGCUAACAAGACUUUCGCGAUUGUAUGUUUAGCGAGCUAACAUUAAAAUAACAACACCUGUUCUAGUUAGUUAGCAAACGAUGUAGCAAGCGCCUCAGGCUUGACAGACAAGGAAUUUGCCCUGAAGUGGAUUGAUUCCUUCAAGAGCCAUGGGCAAACGGAGGAUGCCAGACCUGUAUAGGGCCCCCUUCCCCCUCUACACAAUCAAAGUGGACCCCAAAACAGGAUGGGUGAUCACUGCAGGAGGGGGAGGCGGUUCCAAGACAGGCAUAAAGAAUGCAGUGCACUUCCUGGGUUUGGAGUUGGUAGGAGAUCAGCACUGUGCCACCCUGGUGCACUCUCAUGACACAGACACGCGUGCCACCAUGAACCUGGCAAUAGGCGGGGACGUGAUCGCCGCAGGGCAGGACGGCAGAUGCAGUCUCAUGCGCUUCAGACAACGCCAGCCCAGCGGCAAGGCCGCAGCCAAAGACUCAGGGGGUGGCAGUGAGCAGGGUGCAGCUAGGAGACGUGCUGGGAAAGGGGGUAAGGGUAGUGAGGGAGCUGCUGCUAGGGGCAAUUUGUCUGAGAUGAAUGAUAACACCACCCAGAUCUCUGUUGACACGUUUGGGGAGGUGCAGUCGGACCUCAACCCCCAGGACCCCCUCCAGAAGUGUGUGAGGUUCAGUCCUGAUCUCAGCCUCCUAUUGACUGGCGGGACAGACGGACACAUCAGAGUGUGGGAGUACCCCUCCUUAAAAGAGAAGUUGGACUUCAAAGCCCACGAGGGGGAAAUUGAAGACUUGGACAUCAGUCCGAAUAACAAGCACCUUGUGACGGUGGGCCGGGACUUUGCCUGCAGUAUAUGGAGUGGCAACCAGCUAGCCAUGAGCCUCUGUUGGCAUGAGAAGAUGCCUCAGAUAGCAGCAAAGUCAUACCGCUAUAUGUCUUGCAGGUUUGGAAAAGUCGAGGACCAGAAAGACACCCUGAGGCUCUACACCGUCCAGAUCCCCCACAAACGAGACAGAAAACCUCCACAAUGCUACCUCUCUAAAUGGGACGGCCAGAAUUUCCUACCCAUGCUGACGAACCCCUGCGGCACUGAGGUCAUCUCCACCCUGGCUGUCAGUGACUCUGGAACUUUUCUCGGCCUUGGGACAGUGACGGGAUCAGUAGCAAUCUAUGUCGCCUUUUCACUACAGAAGUUGUACUAUGUGCAGGAGUCCCACGGCAUUGUGGUGACCGAUCUGGCUUUCCUGCCUGACACUCCCAAAGGCCAGAGCCUCAAAGGGAACAACGAGGCAGCCAUGUUGAGUGUGGCUGUGGACAGCCGCUGUCAGAUGCACACGGUACGAAACCGAAGAUCCUUGCCUAUCUGGCUGGUGCUGUUCUUCUGUGGCCUCAUGGUGGUGGGAGCCGUCCUGCUCCUGCAGCACCUCUUCCCAGGAUUAAUUUAGACAUUGACGGGGAUGUUAAUUGGAGGGAGAAUGAAGGAAUCCCAGACCGCCCUACAAUCAUCUUCAACAACCACAACCUCUGAGGAACUCCCCUGACGCAACUCAACCCUGGGACAUGCAUCCAUCUCCUACCUAUAGCCAUCUUACCACACUUACCGGACCGUGGAACAUUUUAACCACACUUGCCCAACCCUGGACUACAUCUACUAGAGCCAUUUACCCACUCUUAACUCUAUCCUCCCAACCCAACAGCAUUCCCUAUAUCAAUGACAAUACCGUAACCAAUAUUUGUAUCCCCCAUCCUUCCCUGUCACCCCUAGCCCUGAUUCAGGACAGCCCAGUGAACCAUCCUGGCUCCUUCCACCCACAAUUCUGCAAGACUCAAGAAUUUCUGUUUUUUUCUUGAUCUGUAUCAAUCAGUCAUAAUCUUCUUUUUGAUUUUAUACCAUGGUGGGGAGUUAAGGGCUCAGCUUCAGUUCUAUAUCAUCAUGAAUGUGCAAGGGGUGGGGCUUUUUUUAUCAUAGAUAUUUAAGAAAAUGUAAAAUUAUAAAUAUAAAAUGUGAAUCAUU
Molecule: messenger RNA, 2098 nt
Organism: Oncorhynchus keta (chum salmon)
Lineage: Eukaryota; Metazoa; Chordata; Actinopteri; Salmoniformes; Salmonidae
Product: prolactin regulatory element-binding protein-like
Exons: 10
Coding region: 243-1529 (428 amino acids)
Biological process (GO): protein secretion
Cellular component (GO): endoplasmic reticulum membrane
Molecular function (GO): GTPase activator activity; protein binding; guanyl-nucleotide exchange factor activity
Source: RefSeq, a predicted model, not a curated record